Pocillopora verrucosa is the source of this 3895-nucleotide messenger RNA. Lineage: Eukaryota; Metazoa; Cnidaria; Anthozoa; Scleractinia; Pocilloporidae. The record is from RefSeq and is a predicted model, not a curated record.
AUGGCGACAGUAGCGGAAGCCCUUUCGUAUCUACGAACUUUAACCUCGAAUUCACCCAACACUCCACCAGCAGAAAAGAAGAAAGACUUUGACGAGCUUCUUAUUUUUAAUAUGCAGCGUUUAAGGGAAAAUCUCUGCGAGAAAGGGACAUUUCCAGAGAUAGAGCGCCGAUUACAAAUUCAAACAAUUGCGCACGUGAGAGAACUGGAAAAAUCUGAUCACACAUUCGAUGGAAAUAAAGAUACUGUUGAGAAACUUCAUGCAGAUAAAGAGAGUCGAGAAAAGGAAUUCAAAGAUUUUAUUCGGUGGAUUUUCGUGGAAGCAUGUUUAGAACUUGUAAAACUGUUGAAAGAAGCUUUGAUCGGCGUUGCAAUCGAUGGGCAAGCUAGCGGCAAGGAAGAUAAUCAGAAUAGUGGAAAACGGGAUAAUGAGGUACCACAGUUGCCCCCAGAUACUCUCGGCGUUACUGAUCAAAAGACAGUAUUGACAGCUAUUCAAUUUGUGGUCAUAUUGGGAAUUUGUCCAAAUCUGUUAUCUGGUGUGGGUGUGCCUGUUGAGAAGCGAUCUGGAUUUUCCUCAUUACUGAACAUUCGUUGUAGCAUCAAUAAUGAAAGGCGCUUGUUUGAAUGUAUUAAUACACUUGUUGACUGCAUAGAACAGCCCUCAUUGGGUGCAUUGAUUUUGUCAAGACAUUUAGGAGAUGUACUGGCUGGACUUUUGCAGUUAUGUUAUGCGCCAGUUGCCGCUGACUCCAAUAACAAUAAAGGCUCAACUGCUUCUACAGAGAGGAAAAGUGAUAUCUCUGAUUCUAAUACUUCUAAAAUUGUACAUGGUGAGUCUUGUGGGGAUCCCAAUUCAACUACUGAAAAUCCCCAUAGCACAAUAAAAACUGAAUCAAGCGCUGAACCUUCAGUGAAAAGCACCUCUUCUAAUAAACUAGAUCCAGGUGCUCUCUAUGCACUAGAAAAAAAUCCCCCAAACAGGAAAGAAAAAAAUGAUGAACAGUUAUUCAUUACCUCGUCUGAAAGGGAAAAAUGUAGUCAGGAUCUUCAAAGAAUUCUAGAUCGUGUUUACCAGCCGAUGGUUGUCAGAGAUCUCCUGAUGCUCCAGGGGGGAUUGUCAAAUGGUAGGAAACAACCUGGGAAAGUUAGUUCCAGGGAAGCAUCUGGUCAUCAAAGAGUGAAUCAUGGAGGAACACCGGGGCAGACUCCAAGGUGGAUGAGAAAUAUUUGUGGCCAACUUCUUUCUGAAAGGCUCAUGAAGCAAAAUGGAGUGAAAGCUGUGUUGCAUGCCCUUCUUGAAAGAUCAGCAGGUGGGGCUGGCUCUCCUGACUGGAAGAAAUGUGAUGUCAUUGCCAAAUUAAUAGCAAACUGUCCCAGUCAGGCAGAAUCUGUGGAAGAGUAUUAUAAGUUAGUUUCUCCACAGAUAAUCCAGUUGUUACAUGGGCAGAGUGCUGGUGUUGGAAGGCUUUAUAUAAGGACAGCAUCAAGUGUUAUAAUGGAGAUGUUAAUUCAGUAUCCAGAGCUUGCUCAGAGAUAUGUCAUCUCUCCUAUCAUUAGACCUUUGGCCCAAACCACUGAGAGGCAAGGUAGAGGGAGAGCAGGAACUACUGUUGUUGAUGAAAAAAAAGUGGGGCAAUGUGUUGAAGACAUUCACAAGGUAUUUGUUUCUGGGUCACCCAAAAGUGCCAUAAAAGUUUUGUUGCCAAUUGUUCAUCCAGUAUUUGAGCUCUUCUGUUUCACUAGAAAGGGAGUGUCUCAUUUAAGGUCUGCUCUCCAAGAAAUUCUUGUUCAUGUACUAAAGCAAGUUGAGCCAUGUCAAGUACUCCAUCUUCUGUAUACCCUGGCUUUCAAGAUGAAUCCUUCAGAUAAUUUGUCAUUAUCAAAAUCUUCUGCACACAGCAAUGGAGCCAGAAAAGAUGAAAAAGAAGUAAUUGUCAUUCCUCUUAUGGAUGAGAAUUUUAUGUUUGCAUAUGGAGAUGAAGGUGGAGCUUUAAUCAGAUAUCAAAGUGCUGAGGAGCAGUUCAAUGCAGAGAGUAUCUUGAGAGAUUUACAAGGAAAUGACUUGAGUGGCAGUGAAGUCCAAGCCCAAUGCAUUGUGGAACUUCUGAGGGGUCUAAAUAAGGAUGCUAUUGCUGGAGACUUCUUUAUUUACUUGACGCAGGAGUUAACAAAAAUCAUAUCAGACUUCUCGGAAGAGAUUGAGUACAAAGAUGUACAACACAAUCUUUUGAUCCUUCAUCUUGUUGCGCUUAUGUGCGAAAAGCUUGGACCUUCCAUUCUAACAGACACUCCUCAGAUGUUGGCCUUCAUAGAGUCAACACUGAUACGCGCCUGUGCCAUCAUUCAUGCAGAUGAGCAGGGACUGGGACUGGCAUUUGUCACUGAGACUCUAACCAUGGCCCUUGGGAUGUUGUCGGCAGCGCUGAGUGGAGAAGGAGGAGGACUGGAGAUGAAAAAGGAACAUCGUCCCCUUGUUCAAAAUCUUUUGCCCUUACUUGAAACACUUGCUGAGCAACACUCUUCGGUAGAGGUUCGAGAUAUGGCGAGUGAUCUGCGCAUUGCCAUAGCGACACACGGAGCUGUGUGGAGCCACAAAAUGGAGGCUGCAGCGAUGAAUUUUGGGAAGCAAACCGAUGCUGUUAGGAUAAAUUCUGAAUCUACAGCCGUCAAAGAAAACGCAAACACUGAAGAAAAAGACAAAUUCGACGAAGCCUUCUCUCAGGUCUGUGAUCCUUUGAUUCCCGUCCGCGGUCAUGGUCUGUUGCAAUUAGCUUCCCUCCUACGCCAAAGGAACCCCAAAGCUGUUCAGGCCACAGACACGUUACUGAAGAUCUUCUUGGAACAAUUAUCUCACGACGACUCUUACAUUUACCUGGCUGCCAUUCAGGGGCUUGUCUCUUUGGCUGAUGUUAGGGCAGAUACGGUCAUGCCACAACUCGCUCGCGAGUUUGUUGCUUGUAGGAAAGACGCUGGGAUUACCGCUGGCUCUACAAAGGAGGCGAAUGACAAGGGGUACUAUAAACCAGUUUCAUGUGGAGCAAACCGAUCUACCAGGUCUCCUGAAUUAAGAAUGAAAAUCGGAGAAGCAUUGGUAAAAGCCACAAGAAUCUGCGGUGAACUGGUGCCCAAAUAUUCCCAGCAUCUAUUGCCAGCCUUGUUGACAGGUGUCAAAGACCCUGAGCCCUUGGUGCGGGCCAGCAGUCUGUCUAAUCUUGGUGAAGUGUGUCAGUUGUUGAGGUUCUCUCUGGGUCCUGUCGUGAACGAGAUUUUCAGUUGUGUAUCUGCUGUACUAAAGACAGACAAGUCGGCCGAAGUCAGACGCGCCACAGUCCUUGUCCUAACUUUACUACUUAGAGGACUGGGGAAGAGUAUUAUGGAGGUUCUAAGCUCGACUCUGAGGGAAAUCUACCAAUUGUUGAAGGUAGUGGAGUCAACAGAUCCCGAUGACAUGACUCGACUUCAUGCGCAAACUGCUCUUGAUGAACUGAAUAACAUAACGAGAGAAUAUUUGUUUCCUGAACCUUCCUUUACAAAACGUAUUCAAGUGUUACCUUGAUACAAUCAAGCUACAAAGUCAUUUUAAAGUCAACAAAAAUUAUUUUAUUUACGAAACACAUCGAUAGAUAUAAAGAUAACGAGAUGCUUUAUCUUGAGAAAAAAAUGUGUCUGUCGUAACCCGUACAAAAGAUGACCACGGUGGUAAUGCGCAGACCGGUGGAUGGACCUUGGGUAGAAGAGCCGAGAGUGAUAAUGAGUGGGGGUUCUCAUGUUGUGUUCUUGAGCAAGACAUAACUCUAACAGUUCCUCUCGUCAACGUGGUUACCAGAGAGCCGUCUGCCCUCAGUUUUCUUCGUUUCCUGGUUGUUAGUGGCGAGGAUAUGUUGGCUUAAAAA